This is a messenger RNA of Orycteropus afer afer, 2530 nucleotides long. It is a transcript of the gene HNRNPM, whose product is annotated as heterogeneous nuclear ribonucleoprotein M. Lineage: Eukaryota; Metazoa; Chordata; Mammalia; Tubulidentata; Orycteropodidae. Gene Ontology annotation, biological process: alternative mRNA splicing, via spliceosome; regulation of mRNA stability involved in response to oxidative stress. Gene Ontology annotation, molecular function: mRNA binding. The record is from RefSeq and is a predicted model, not a curated record. Gene Ontology annotation, cellular component: post-mRNA release spliceosomal complex; cytoplasm; nucleus.
AACAGUUGCCUGUAGGCGCCUGCGCGCGGCGGGGGCGUGACUCAGAGCAGGGGCGUGGCCCGGGGCAGGGUGGGGGGACGAGGCGGGAGCCGGCUGCAGCGCGUGCAGCCGUUACUGGUCGCGCAGGGUCACGUGAGCGCGCAGGCGCAACGCCGCGAAGCCCGCUCCCUCACACAAAGCCCAGACGCGGAGAAAAUGGCGGCAGGGGUCGAAGCAGCAGCCGAGGUGGCGGCGACGGAGCCCAAAAUGGAGGAGGAAAGCGGCGCGCCCAGCGUGCCAAGUGGCAACGGGGCUCCGGGCCCUAAAGGUGAAGGAGAACGGCCUACUCAGAAUGAGAAGAGGAAGGAGAAAGGCAUGAAAAGAGGAGGCAAUCGUUUUGAGCCUUAUGCCAACCCAACUAAAAGAUACAGAGCCUUUAUUACAAAUAUACCUUUUGAUGUGAAAUGGCAAUCCCUUAAAGACCUGGUUAAAGAAAAAGUUGGUGAGGUAACAUACGUGGAGCUCUUAAUGGACGCUGAAGGAAAGUCAAGGGGAUGUGCUGUUGUUGAAUUCAAGAUGGAAGAGAGCAUGAAAAAAGCUGCCGAAGUUCUAAACAAGCAUAGUCUGAGUGGAAGACCACUGAAAGUCAAAGAAGAUCCUGAUGGUGAACAUGCCAGGAGAGCAAUGCAAAAGGCCGGAAGACUCGGAAGCACGGUAUUUGUAGCAAAUCUGGAUUAUAAAGUUGGCUGGAAGAAGCUGAAAGAAGUAUUUAGUAUGGCUGGUGUGGUGGUCCGAGCAGACAUUCUUGAGGAUAAAGAUGGGAAAAGUCGUGGAAUAGGCACUGUUACUUUUGAGCAGUCCAUCGAAGCUGUGCAAGCUAUAUCUAUGUUUAAUGGACAACUGCUAUUUGAUAGACCAAUGCAUGUGAAAAUGGAUGAGAGGGCCUUACCAAAAGGAGACUUUUUCCCUCCUGAGCGUCCUCAGCAACUGCCCCAUGGACUCGGUGGUAUUGGCAUGGGGUUGGGACCAGGGGGACAGCCUAUUGAUGCCAAUCACCUGAACAAAGGCAUCGGAAUGGGAAACCUGGGACCUGCAGGAAUGGGAUUGGAAGGCAUAGGAUUUGGAAUAAAUAAAAUGGGAGGCAUGGAAGGACCCUUUGGUGGUGGCAUGGAAAACAUGGGCCGAUUUGGAUCUGGGAUGAACAUGGGCAGAAUUAACGAAAUCCUAAGUAAUGCAUUGAAGAGAGGAGCGAUCAUGGCAAAGCAGGGAGGAGGUGGAGGUGGAGGCAGCGUCCCUGGGAUCGAGAGGAUGGGCCCCGGCAUUGACCGCAUCGGGGGGGCCGGCAUGGAGCGCAUGGGCGCAGGCCUGGGCCACGGCAUGGAGCGCGUGGGCUCCGAGAUCGAGCGCAUGGGCCUGGUCAUGGACCGCAUGGGCUCAGUGGAGCGCAUGGGCUCUGGCAUUGAGCGCAUGGGCCCGCUGGGCCUUGACCACAUGGCCUCCAGCAUCGAGCGCAUGGGCCAGACCAUGGAGCGCAUUGGCUCUGGCGUGGAGCGCAUGGGUGCCGGCAUGGGCUUCGGCCUGGAGCGCAUGGCCGCGCCCAUCGACCGCGUGGGCCAGACCAUUGAGCGGAUGGGCUCUGGUGUGGAGCGUAUGGGCCCUGCCAUCGAGCGCAUGGGCCUGAGCAUGGAGCGCAUGGUACCCGCAGGCAUAGGGGCUGGCCUGGAGCGUAUGGGCCCUGUGAUGGAUCGCAUGGCCACUGGCCUGGAGCGUAUGGGCGCCAACAACCUGGAGCGCAUGGGCCUGGAGCGCAUGGGCGCCAACAGUCUCGAGCGCAUGGGCCUGGAGCGUAUGGGCGCCAACAGCCUGGAGCGCAUGGGCCCCGCCAUGGGCCCAGCCCUGGGCGCUGGCAUUGAGCGCAUGGGCCUGGCCAUGGGUGGCGGUGGUGGCGCCAGUUUUGACCGUGCCAUCGAGAUGGAGCGUGGCAACUUUGGAGGAAGCUUUGCGGGUUCCUUUGGUGGAGCUGGAGGCCAUGCUCCUGGAGUGGCCAGGAAGGCCUGCCAGAUAUUUGUGAGAAAUCUCCCAUUUGAUUUUACAUGGAAAAUGCUGAAAGACAAAUUCAACGAAUGUGGCCACGUGCUGUAUGCUGACAUUAAGAUGGAGAACGGCAAGUCCAAGGGCUGCGGUGUGGUCAAGUUUGAGUCGCCCGAGGUGGCGGAGCGGGCCUGCCGGAUGAUGAACGGAAUGAAGCUGAGUGGCCGAGAGAUUGACGUGCGAAUCGAUAGAAAUGCUUAAGCAGUUGCCUUUUUUAAACAUCGAGACCAGACCUCUGAAUUUGUAUUUUUUCUUGUUAACCAUUUUAAUUUGUUGGCUGGAUGUAUAAAGAUGUUUAAAAAAUUCAGUUGCUUUUUGGGGGCAUUUGAAUUACUUUUUUAAUGACUGGGGUUCCAUUUGACUGUUUGCAUUGAGAUUGCAAUGUGCGCAAUUUUUUUUGUAGUUGUGGCAUCUUGUUGACAUCAAAUAUGACUUUGAUAAUAAAUACCAGUUCCUGAAA